AUGGCCGCCGUCAAUCACUCGAGCUUCACCAUCGUCACGUGCGUCCUGAUCGGCGUCCAAGGCCUGGAGGAGGCCCACAUCUGGCUCUCCGUCCCCUUCUGCUCCAUGUACCUCAUUGCCCUCCUGGGGAACAGCCUCCUCCUCUUCAUCAUUAUCAAAGAGCGCAGCCUUCACCAGCCCAUGUUCCUCUUCCUCGCCAUGCUGGCGACUGCAGAUCUCGUGCUCUGCACCACCACCAUGCCCAAGACCCUCGGCAUCUUCUGGUUCGAUGCCAAGGAGAUUGCCUUUGAGUCCUGCGUCACCCAGAUGUUCAUCGUCCACUUCCUUUUCGUAGCGGAGUCGGCCAUCCUGCUGGCUAUGGCCUUCGACAGGUACGUUGCCAUCUGCAACCCACUGCAAUACUCCACUGUGCUGACACACUCCCGGGUAGCAAAGAUUGCGGCGGCGGCGGCGGUUAGAGCCUUUUGCCUGAUGGCGUCUCUGACCCUCCUCCUCAUGAGGCUGCCCUUCUGCGGCCCCAAUGUCAUUUCUCACACCUUCUGCGAGCACAUGGGAAUCGCCCGGCUGGCCUGUGCAGACAUCACGGUCAACAUCUGGUAUGGCCUGACCGUGGCUCUUUUAACCACCGGGACAGACACCAUUUUCAUUGCCAUAUCCUACGCACUGAUCCUCCGGGCUGUCUUCCGGCUCCCGUCCAAAGAUGCUCGGGCGAAAGCGCUCGGCACGUGCGGCUCCCACGUCUGUGUCAUAUUGAUGUUUUAUGUCCCGGCCUUUUUCUCAAUCUUUGCCUACAGGUUUGCUGUGAAGAGCAUCCCCCGCCCAGUUCACAUCCUGCUGGCCAACCUCUUUGCCGUCGUCCCCCCCAUGUUAAACCCCAUCAUCUAUGGGGUGAAAACCAAGCAGAUCCGAGAGCGUGUGGUCCAAGUGUGGUUGCAGGCCAGGAAAUAG
Eublepharis macularius is the source of this 948-nucleotide messenger RNA. RefSeq names its product olfactory receptor 52B2-like. The coding region runs from base 1 to 948 and encodes 315 amino acids. The record is from RefSeq and is a predicted model, not a curated record. Gene Ontology annotation, cellular component: membrane. Gene Ontology annotation, biological process: G protein-coupled receptor signaling pathway. Lineage: Eukaryota; Metazoa; Chordata; Lepidosauria; Squamata; Eublepharidae. Gene Ontology annotation, molecular function: olfactory receptor activity; G protein-coupled receptor activity. The transcript has a single exon.